Phaedon cochleariae (mustard beetle) is the source of this 9642-nucleotide messenger RNA. The record is from the annotation of a GenBank genome assembly. Lineage: Eukaryota; Metazoa; Arthropoda; Insecta; Coleoptera; Chrysomelidae.
AUGGUAUUGCAAAAUGUACUGUCUUAUAUCCUGAAUAAAUAUUUGGGAGAAUUUGUUGAAAAUUUGGAUGCAAAUCAACUUAAUGUUGGGAUAUGGGGAGGCGACGUUGAACUAAAGAAUCUGGUAUUGAAACCAUCAGCUCUAAAUGAGCUAGAUUUACCAGUACAAGCAGUAUAUGGAACAAUAGGAAAACUGGUUCUGAAAAUACCAUGGAAAAAUGUGUAUACUUCUCCUUCCAUCAUUUCUGUAGAAGAUAUCUACCUCAUAGUACAACCAAAUCUGCAAGUCAAGUAUGAUCCUGAGAAAGAAGAGAAAAAUCAAUAUGAAAGCAAAAAACAAGAGAUUCAAAGAAUUGAGGAAGCAAAGAAAGCUGUUGCUGAAAAAGGAAAACCUCCAACUAAGCUUGGGUGGACAGAAGAAUUGACUAACAAGUUGAUAGCUACAAUUAUCAAAAAUAUACAGUUGAAUAUCAAAAAUAUUCAUAUCAGAUAUGAAGAUAGAGUGACUAAUAGUAAAUUUCCAUUUGCAUUUGGAGUUACACUAAGUGAACUAGUUGUUGAAAGCACUGAUGCUAACUGGGAGAAAACAAUUGCAGAUGAUAUAGUUAAAAUAUACAAGGUUCUUCAAUUGGAUGGCCUGUCUGUAUAUUUCAACAGCAGAAGCAGAAUGUAUGCUGAACUUCCAACUAUUGACUUUAUAAAUAAAAUGAGAAAAGAAAUUGCUUCCAAAAAGUCUAAACCUGGAGAUUAUACAUAUAUAUUGGGUCCAAUCAACUCUUCAGCCAGGCUGAAGAUCAACCAACAACCGGAAAACGAUUCCCCACCUUACUCUCUUCCCAAAGUCCACCUCAAUCUCCAAAUGGAGAAACUGUUCAUAGGUAUCAGCAAAACGCAGUACAGAGACCUGAUCGCUCUGGCUGAUUCCAUGAACAGAAUGACGAGGGGGGCUCGAUAUCGCAAAUACCGGCCGAACGUGACGUCAUACAAGGGUCACUAUAAGGAGUGGUGGCACUUCGCUUACAGGUGCCUGGUGGAGGGGGACAUCAGGAGGAAGAAGAGAGACUGGGAUUGGAAUCACAUUUUGGGGUAUAGGAAUAUGUGCAGGGAAUAUCAGGAUUUGAGUAUGAAACAACUUCAGAAUAAAAAUCUGUCGUCGGAAGAGAAAGAAAGAAUCGUUGAAUGCGAAAAAGUAUUGGAUUUAACGAAUAUAGUUAUAAUCAGGCAUACAGUCGAAGUGGAAAGUGAACGAUUAACUCAAGUUGUUCCUGAGAAGAAGGGAUGGUUUGGUUGGUUUAAGAGCUCUUCUCAAGUAAACGAAGAUAAAGCAAGCGACAAAAUAUUGAAACAAUUCAAAGAGGAAAUGACUCCCGAAGAGAAGAGUCGAUUAUACAAGGCGAUCGGCUAUCAAGAGAACGCCAUUCCCACCAUAUUUCCCGAAGAGUACGUCGAAAUAACCGGUACAUUCCUUUUGCGGUCUCUCGAACUGGAGUUGAUGGAUGACGAUGAUAAAGACGGUACUCAAUCCGUCCUUCUAACCGACUUGAAAAAUGUCAAAUGUAAGGUGGAGACUAGACCAGCAGCAUCAGCUAUAAAAGUGUACAUGAAACUGGAUAGUUUAACGACAAUUGGUAUGCAAGAGGGUGAUUUUAUACCCCAAAUGAUUGCUGCUGAAUCGGAAACCCAAAAAGAUCUGUUAGAAAUCAGGUUCGAAUCGAAUCCCAUCGAUAAGAAAUGCGAUUACAGGAUUCAUGUUGUUACACAACCAAUAAGAGUAGUUUACGAUGAAAAAACAAUCAACAAGAUAGUGGAUGUAUUCACUAUUCCGCCAGACACUGCCUUGGAAGAGAUUUCUGACGUGGCAGCCAACAAAAUCUCGGACGUGAAAGAAAUGACGUCGCUCGGUCUCCAGUACGCCAUCGAAAAACACGUGGCCAUCGACCUGAACGUCGACCUGCGCGCCCCCUACGUCAUCAUUCCCUACGCAGGCCGCUUCGACGGCUGCGAAAACGUCCUGGUCGUCAAUCUCGGUCAUCUUCGCGUCUACACCGAUGGCAAACGAUCGUCCACCGCCGAAGUGCGCAGACUCUAUGAGCAGGGCAGAGACCGGAAGGACAUCUUCGAGAUGAUGAUGAAGAGCAGCUACGACAACUUCAAGCUGGAGCUGACCGAUUUGCAAAUGGUGGUCGCGCAGGGCGACGAGGAUUGGUACAAAGCGGUGAAGGACUCGGAUGUGUCCGAUAUGCACGUGCUCAAUCCGCUGUCCAUGUCCAUAACGGUGUCCAAGUGCCUGAUCGUGGAGGAUCCUCGAUUGCCUUUGAAUAGAGUGAGAGGGGAGUUGCCACACAUCGAUCUGAUUGUGUCUGAAGCUAGACUGAUGUUGCUGCUGUCGCUGAUUGCUAGUAUCCAACUUCCGGGCAGUGCUGUUCCUGAACCUCAACCACUAUCGAGAGCUAAGGGAUCUAGUAUGAUGCUCCUCAAAUACAAAGAAAUGCAAGAAUCCGCAAAAGCCACCAAACAGUUGAUCAAAGAUUCACCGGAGUCAGAUUCCAAAGGAACUGUCCAAUUCACAACCCUAGAAGCAGAAUUUAUUUUAUCAGAAUGUUCGCUGACAAUCAAUCAGCAAGAAUCGAUUGAUUCUAAGGUGACCGAAUUGGCUGUAUUCAAAGUGAAUUCAUUGAAGUGCGAAUUGAAACAACAAACCUACGUCACCAAUGUGUCAUUGUUGUUGGGUAGCGUUAGCUUGAAAUUGGACCGUUUGGGCGAGAAGAUAGACGUCAUAAACACCCCUUUGUCUGGCAACAAAGAGGAUCAAUUAUUCGAAGUCAAAUUUAGUCAGGUGGACGAAAAGUGUCCAGAGCUUCAUUCAACCUACAAAUCGUGCGAAUGCAGCUUGCUACUGAACUUCAGAGUUCUGAGCGUCGUUUUGCAUCAAGAAGGCCUUCUGUCAUUGCUGAAACUCAGCACUGCCAUACAAGAUCAACUCAGUCAGGUCAGCCAAGACAGAGACAGGGUGGCGACCACCAGACAAACCAGUUAUUUGUCUGUCAGUGACAGUAGAGAUGAUGCUCCAGAAAAAAUCCUAAAGAAAAAGAAGAAAAUUCCUGUUGUGGUUUCGACGAUCAAGUUCAAGUUGAUAGCUGCGUUGAAAGAGUUGAAUGUCAAAUUUGCUACUGAUGCUACUGACAUAUCUUUCUGUGCUAUAAGAGGAAUUGACACAACUAUCAUUGUGAAGGAUUCUUAUACUCAAGUUAACGCUAGACUGCAGGAGAUUGCUGUGAUAGAUCUGAACGAGCAGACAAUUCAUAAAUUGAUAUUGUCAAAUACAGAAGGAGUGGCUAUUACAUCACAAGUUGUGAUGAACAACAAUACAGAUGUUACUGAUAAACCUGACAUACAAGUAAACGUCAACUUGGGAGAAAUGAGGAUAGUCUUUUUGAAUUGGUUUGUCACCAAUAUGUUGAACUUCUUGAACCAAUUCCAAGACGCCCAACAAAAAAUCAUCGAGGCCUCACAAGCCGCGGCCCAAUCAGCCAAAGAGAACAUGAAAGACGUGUACGCCAAAGCGACGAAAAUCUCGCUGGACAUCCGCCUGAAGGCCCCCAUCGUGGUAGUACCAGUAGAUUCGCAAAGAUACGAUUGCCUCAUCCUCGACAUGGGGGUGAUAACUCUCUCUAACACUUUCCUUACUUUAGAUGUUAAGAACGAGGAGGGGUUCCCGGCGAUCGUAGAUGAUUUGAAGGUCGAUCUGACUGAUUUGAAGAUUUCCAGGGUGCAGCUCAAUGAGAAGAGCGAAGUUCAGUCGGAGAGCAGUCUGUUGGAACCGUUGACUUUCACGCUUAUUGUCAAGAGGAACUUGUCGAGCAGCUGGUAUAUAUCGAUUCCUGACAUUGAUGUUUUUGGGAAGAUUGGUAUAAUUAAGCUGUUACUCAGCAAAGCCGAUUACCAAAUGAUCAUGGACAUCCUGAGUGGAAAUUUGGCAGAAGGUAAACAAGAUGCUACCACUGUGGACGUACAAUCGAACACGCAAAUGCUCGCGCAAGCAUCCACUACCGUGGUCGAUACCCAUACCGGAGCGGAAAUGACGAAAGAGAUGUGGAAGAACAAACAGAAGACUCACAUCUUCCUGAAAUUCGCCUUCAGUAUGGACCAUUUCAUCAUAGACAUGUUUAUAGGAGGUGCAACUAAAUUGGACGAUCAAUCUCCCAACCACGAUCCGAAAAAACAACUGGCCAGGUUCUCGCUGGAAGGCCUCUCGCUGAAAGGCCGCAUAAUGACCGACCAGUCCAUCGUCACGUCCGUCCUCUUGCUGAACUGCGUCUUGGACGACAUGCGCAAAGGCAGAGGCGGCAAACUGCGCAGGCUGGUGGGCAGGUCGCAGUCUUCCGGGGAUCUGGAUUCCGUAGACGGAGCCGCCGGAUCCAAGGAAUCCGCCGCUUUUCGCAGUAUGAUCGACGUGACUUACCAACAGACGGACAACGAUACGUUCAUCGAUUGCCGGGUGUUCAGCUUCACCGUGAUUCUAUCGGUGGAUUAUCUGAUGAAAGUGGCUGACUUCUUCAACGCCUCGGACAGUCAGAGGCAGCAGAGCAAUGUAGCUCCCACCAAAUCGGCCGCUAGCGUGAGUAGAACAGUGGCUAAAACUCAAUUGCCGGUGGUAAACGAAUCUGAGAAAGUUAACCAGAUGACGAUAAAUUUGAAAGUGGAGAAGCCGGAUAUCAUUUUGGUCGAGCAUAUGGAUAAUAUCGAUACCAACGCCAUGAUAAUGAAUGCGGAAAUUCUGAUCAAACUACGGACAGCCGGCGUCCAUCAAGUUUUGAAUGGGGUGAUAAAAGACUUGCAAUUGUACACCUGCGUAUACAACCCGGCACUCAGAGCAGAGACCAGAGGGGAUGUUUUGCAUCCUGUUACGAUAAGCGUGGCCGGAUCUACACCCCUGGAUAAGGGACUUCACAUCGAGCUUCUGGUAACGGCCAUCCACGUCAGAGUGUCACCUGCUACGAUAGAACUGCUCAAUCGUGUCUUGGUCACAAUGACGAGCAGUGGAAUAACGGAGGAUGAAAACACCGAGGUAGUUUUCAACUACACUGAUCUUUGGCAACAGAAACCUCUCGAGGAUAAAGAUUAUUGGUUCUUGAGACCAGAAUAUGGCUUUGAUGCAUUGGCUGAACAAUUUUUGGCUCCUUCCGGAUCAAUGUUGGACGCUGCGAAAAUUAAAUUGCAAGAAUUAUGCAUAAUUUCGAUGCCCUCUAUCAUAAUAACAGUGGAAAUUGGAGUGGGAAUAAAAACUCUUCCAGUGCUAAUGCUCGAAUCGGCAUUCAAAGGAUCUGCCAGAAAUUGGAGUUCUCAGUUAUGUGUGCAAGCCAGCCUGACCCUUCAAAUGGGUUACUACAACAGUCAUCUAGCAUUAUGGGAACCUCUCAUUGAACCUGAAGUAGUGAGGAAUAAUAAUUUUUAUGUACCAUGGGAAUUGAAACUUGAGGUAUCGAUGAAUCAAAAUGACGAUGAAUCUCAGAGCACCUUGAGUCCCGGUUCAGAAAGCGAAGUCGAGCUGCCGCAACCGCUGAUGAGCAUCGACGUAAUCUCAGAAAAAAACUUGGAGCUAACGAUCACCAAAACGUUCUUGGAGGACCUGACCAACUUGCAGAAAGCCUUCGCCAGUGCUAUUGACGCCAAAGCCGUGAAGCCCACGACUCACGUAGACGCGCCUUACAAAGUGUUGAACGAGAUAGGCGAAGACGUCACUUUGCUGCUAGAGCAGAGUUCCUUCGAAAUGGUUGAGGGCGGAACCCCUGAAGACAUCAACAAGGCGACAGCUAUAGCGCUGCAACUCAAACCGGAGUUCACCAGCGACAAAGUCGUGUAUUUGGGCAAAGAGUUGGCUACUAGUUCGACGAAGAAGGAUAUUUAUCUGCAAAUCAGAGUGGACGAUAAGAGAUGCGAGCUGACUUUACCAGUCAUGAGGGCCGACAAGAGGUUCUUUUCGUUGCAUUAUCGCAGUGCAACGUUGGACAACUGGGGAAUCGUUUGCGAUAUCAAAGUCGAUGAUGGAGUAACCGUUAUCACUCUCAGAAGCAUUUUGCAAGUGCAUAAUCACUUCACCGUACCAGUAGACGUCUACUUCAUGACGACCAAGGGCGACGAACUAGAGUUCAUCGGCUCGAUAAACCCGAAGAGCCUCCUGAACGUCCCCCUAAAAGCAGUCUACAACCCCACCAAUGAGCUCUUCUUCGCAAUCUCCGAUUACUCUGUGUCGAAUACUCCUUUCAUCUGGAAAGAUCUGCAAACGAAUCUCAGUGUCACGAAAAAAAUGCACUGCUCAUCGAAAACCUCGGGGAAACCUGCGGAGUCUUUCGUCAUCAAAGCUGUGGGGGAGAUGGAGCAGGUGUAUUACGAGAACACCAGCCGGCAUACCAUGUCCAGUAACUGUUACAACAUACAUUUGAGGCCGGCUGUCAAUUUCAAGAAUUGUUUGCCGGUGGAUAUCGUUUGCUGUGUGGACGAAUCGGCUGAGGAGUUGACGGUCAAGGCUGGGGAUACUUUGCAGUUGGCGAAAGUUGAUCCUGGCCGGAAUGUCUUAGUUAUAAGGAUCGCCGAAUAUCUAGACAGAGAAUGGUCCUGUCGCAAGGAAAUAGUCUCCGAUCCUGACGAGUUCUCUGUGUGGACCUUCCACAGCUACGACAGUCCUACCAAGAUGUCUCUCGAUCUGGGAAUGCACAUCCUCAACAAGUACGGGUCGCUUCUCAUGACCUUGUAUUGCCCGUUCUGGAUGUUGAACAAGACGGAUAUGAUGCUGGUAUACAGGACUUCCGAUGAGAACAUGAACGUCCUUCAUCAUCCGGCGAAUUUCAAAGGACCGAUUCUAUUCUCGUUCAACGCGAAGAAUUUCUUCGGCAAAAAGAAAGCCUCCAUCAAAAUAGCCUCCGGAGAAUGGUCGGAUAAAUUCUCCUUAGACGUUGCCGGUUCUUCUGGAGUCAUCACUUGCAAAUACGAAGAAACCACUUACCAAAUAGGCGUGCACAACCAGCUGACCUCGAACGGCCUGACCAAGCAGGUCACCUUCACGCCCUACUACGUCAUCAUAAACAACGCCCCCUUCGCUAUCGAGUGCCAGGAGAACGACCGACCGGCGGAUCCUUGGGUGGCAGUUGAGCCUCGUUCGUGUUCGCCCUUGUGGCCGAAAAGCGAGAAGUCGGACAAACUGAUGCGGAUGAGGGUGAAGGGCACGCCGGAUUGUACGCCGCCAUUUUUGUACACCGAGAGCCACACCACGCUGCUCAAGUUGGCCAACAAGUUUGGUGGCAUCAACGUUGACAUUCAAUUGACUGAAGGAGGAGUGUAUAUCAAUUUGGCUGCUUACGAGGUUGGAUCGGCGCCUGCCCUGCUGAUAAAUCAUUCGACAAUGGACAUCACUUUUUGGGAGAAAGAUUCUGUUCAAAAAAGAGUCCUCCCACCCAAACACGUCUGUUUCUACACGUGGGAGAACCCCAGCGGCUCGCGCAUCCUCGUCUGGGACAGGGGCAAUCGCAAAGAGAUCAUGAAUGAUCUGCGCAAAGACACCUGCGGCGAAUUCAAGUUGAGCGACCGCCACAACGUGUGUUGGGCCUCGUUCUUGGACGGCAUGCAACGCGUGCUGCUCUUCACCGAAGAGAAAUCCUUGGCGGAGGGGGCGCAGGCGAGUAACCUCUUCGAGGUCAUCCAGCAGGAGAUCACGGUGGCCGUGCACGGGGUGGGCGUGUCGUUGGUGAAUAACGCGAGAAGGCAGGAGAUCAUGUACAUCGGGAUCGCUAGUACGGGAGUCAUAUGGGAAUCGAAGAAACCCAACAGCAAAAGAUUCAAACACCUCGGCCCCAAAGACUCCCUCACAAUGGAAAACGCCUUCCAAGACUACCUCAGACGCAGCGAGAGCGACUCCAACCUCACCAUGGACCGCGUCAUAAUCGACGCCAAAACCGAGGUGGAUUUCAAGGCCGGCCUGAUGCUGAAGCCGCACAAGCGCACCAUCCGCAGGACCUUCCUGACCGGCCUGUGGAUGCAGCUGAAGACCAGCCCCAGCCAGAUGCAGCUGCACGCGAAGAUCAACCGGCUGCAGAUCGACAACCAGAUGUACGAUUGUAUUUUCCCUGUGGUUUUGGCCCCUGUGCCGCCUCCCAAAAGUGUGUCUGCUGAUAGCGGUGUGAAGCCCUUCGUUGAAGUGAGCAUUGUUAAAUUGCUGUUGAAAAACAGUCAAAUCCAGCAGUUCAAAUACUUCAAAGUAUUGGUCCAAGAGUUCCAUAUUAAAGUGGACAUUGGCUUCAUCAAUGCCAUUAUGGAUAUGUUGGAGCAUUCUGAAGAUUCUGUCGAAUCUGAGAAAGAACUGUUCCUUGCCGAGAUGAAGAUAAUCGACGAAGAGCUGUAUUCGCACGUAUCUUCUCAGUCCAUCCAGGAGCAGAAGAGCUUCUACGAUUUACUGCAUUUCUCGCCCUUCAAGAUCCACAUAAGCUUCUCAUUGGCUGCUGGCUCGACUUCCGGUCAGAAUCCUUCCACGCCCAACUUCCUGAACGUCUUGCUGCAAGGAUUGGGAGUUACUUUGACGGAUAUGCAAGAUGUCGUCUUCAAGUUAGCUUUCUUCCAACGGGAGCACACCUUCUUGACCCAGCGACAGUUGAUCAGCGAAGCGACCAGUCAUUACGUGGGCCAAGCUGUCAAACAGCUCUACGUCUUGGUUUUGGGAUUGGAUGUCUUGGGUAACCCUUACGGACUCGUAGUCGGUAUAACGAAAGGGGUGGAGGACCUCUUCUACGAACCAUUCCAGGGCGCCAUCCAGGGCCCCGGCGAGUUCGCCGAAGGCCUCGCCCUGGGCGUGCGCAGCCUGUUCGGGCAUACGGUGGGCGGGGCGGCGGGCGCCAUGUCGCGCAUCACGGGCGCCAUGGGCAAGGGCAUCGCCGCCCUCACCUUCGACGACGACUAUCAGCGCAAGCGCAGAGAGCAGCUCAACAAGCGGCCGGCCACCGCUCAGGAGGGGUUCGCCAGGAGCGGCCGGGGACUGGUCAUGGGCGUAUACUCCGGCGUGACCGGAGUGUUCACCAAACCGGUAGAAGGCGCCAAAGAGCAGGGCGUCGAGGGCUUCUUCAAGGGCCUGGGCAAGGGGGCCGUCGGUCUCGUCACCAGACCAGUGGCGGGCGUCGUAGAUUUCGCCAGCGGCUCGCUGGACGUGGUGAAAAGGGCCGCCGAGUGCAACGAGGACACGUCUAGGCUGCGUCUGCCGAGGUUCCUGCAAGCGGACAGGCUCGUCCGGCCUUAUAAUAAGCUCGAGGCGGAAGGGCUCAAGCUGCUGAUGGAGCUGUCGAAGGGCAAGUACGCUACGACGGACGUUUACGUGGCGCAUUACGCGGUGGUGGCGAAGAAAGAGAUCUUGCUGCUGACCGACAAGAGGGUGGCGUACGUUUGCCACAACGAUAUUUUCGGGGGAUGGCAGAUGGAAUGGUCGUACACAUGGGAAGAAAUUCAAGCACCCCCCAAAGUCGUGCCUAAGGGUAUCAGUUUCACAACGUCCGAAAAGAGAAAACUUUUCGGUUCCAGCGAAUAUAGCAAGACUAUUCUGAUUGAUGAUCCAUCGAUUAAAGAGGAGAUAUGCGUAAAAAUUGAAUCUUUAAGAAAUAGCUAG